AUGUCAAGAGAUGGAGUUGACUUCCAAAAAGCAAUAUGGCGCCAGGCUUUGCGUGUGUUGGCUUUGCGAAAAUGGCACCUGGGCUUGAAUUGCCAUGGGAGAGACGAUCACUGCCACCAUCCCUCUCACUACGGGUUCGAAUCCUUCUACGGCAUGCCGUACACUUUAGUCGACACUUGUUGGCCCAACCCUACAAGAGACACCCAACUGGCCCUCUUUGUUCAGCACCUCAUCGCCUUGACGGUGCUGUCUUUCGUCUUGGGCAAAGUCCUGCGCGUCGUCUCCACCUCCUGGUUCUUCCUCCUCUACCUGGGGGCCCUCCUCUUCCUCCUGAGCUACUUCUGGUCUUCCAGCCACACGUCUUCGCUCUACUGGGACUGCGUCCUCAUGAGGGGCCAUGACAUCACGGAACAGCCAAUGAAGGCGGAGCGAGCUGCGUCCAUUAUGAUCGAGGAGGCGACGUCCUUCCUGGAAAGAAACCAAGAAGGACCUUUCCUCCUCCUCUUCUCCUUCCUGCACGUACACACGCCUUUGCCUACCUCCGACGCCUUCAUCGGCACCAGCAGACACGGUCUUUAUGGAGACAACGUCCAGGAAAUGGACUUUAUGGUGGGCCAGCUGCUGAAUGCCCUGGACCGCCUUUCCCUCACCAACAAAACCCUCGUCUACUUCGCGUCCGAUCAUGGAGGACACCAGGAAGCUCGAAGGGGCCACGCCCAGCAUGGGGGGUGGAAUGGAGUCUUCAAAGGUGGGAAAGCCAUCAGCGGCUGGGAAGGAGGGAUCCGAGUUCCGGGCAUCGUGCGCUGGCCUGGGCAGCUGCCCCCCGAAACCGUGGUGGACGAGCCCACCAGCCUGAUGGACAUUCUCCCGACACUGGCCAUCCUGGCGGGGGGUACAUUGCCACAGGACAGACAGAUCGAUGGCCACGACCUCAUGCCCUUGCUCCGUGGCGAGCAAAUGGUGUCAGAACACGAAUCCUUGUUCCAUUAUUGCGAGAGAGACAUCCACGCCGUCCGCUGGCGCCCCAGAAACGGUUUGGCCCUCUGGAAAGUCCACUUCGUGACCCCCAAUUUCGAGCCCCCCGGAGCGCAGGGCUGCUACGUGUCUCGCUUCUGUUCCUGUCUCCCGGGCCAAGUCACAGCCCACGACCCCCCUCUGCUCUUCGACCUCAGCCGGGACCCGUCCGAAUCCAGGCCUUUGAGCCGGGACACUGAACCCCAAUUUGAUGAGGUGAUUCGGAGGGUGUCCGAGGCCGUGAGGGAACACCGCGCUGCCCUCGUGUCCACCCCGGUUCAGCUGACGCACCGCAACAAGAUUAACCCCAGGCUGAGGCCUUGCUGUGGCGUCUUCCCCUACUGUAUGUGUGACCGAGAGGGCCUGGGGGAUACCCAGUUGCACCCCCAGGGGACAGAAGGGGGACUCCGGGGGCAUAGCAUUCCAGCCUGA
Suncus etruscus (white-toothed pygmy shrew) is the source of this 1446-nucleotide messenger RNA. RefSeq names its product arylsulfatase F-like. Gene Ontology annotation, molecular function: arylsulfatase activity. The transcript has 7 exons. The record is from RefSeq and is a predicted model, not a curated record. NCBI's taxonomy places the organism in Eukaryota, Metazoa, Chordata, Mammalia, Eulipotyphla, Soricidae. The coding region runs from base 1 to 1446 and encodes 481 amino acids.